This is a messenger RNA of Lentinula edodes (shiitake mushroom), 1570 nucleotides long. Its product is annotated as oxalate decarboxylase. Lineage: Eukaryota; Fungi; Basidiomycota; Agaricomycetes; Agaricales; Omphalotaceae. The record is from RefSeq and is a predicted model, not a curated record. The coding region runs from base 176 to 1516 and encodes 446 amino acids. Gene Ontology annotation, biological process: oxalate metabolic process. The transcript is spliced from 19 exons.
UUCGAUCCCUUCUCACCUACUUGGGGCCAAAAAUAACACCUGGAGCUUUGUCAAGUUCGUUCCCUUUCUUAUUGAAACAACUGAACCGUACUAUUCACGAGCGAACCAGUACGUCAGUAUAUGCAAGUAGACACAUAUAAAGCCUCAACUUUUUUUGCUAUAUUGGCCUCGCAGAAUGAUUCCUGUACAUUCCUCACUCAUCCUCCUUGUUGCGCUAAGCAAACUCUGUAACACGGCUCCCGCCGUUUCAAGUGGUAGUAUCACUGAAAGUGUAUCGGCGAUCCCUUCAUCCACGGACUCUGCUGCACUUUCGGUGACCACUGUACCGUUCGCCAGCACUGAUCCCAAUGAGCCUCUUUGGAACAUUGACAGUCCCGACUCUGCCCCAAGUCCAGUGCGCGGCUCUCUAGGAGCCUCCAUCAUUGGUCCAGAUAACAUACCCAUGGACCUGGAGAAUGCUGAUUUGUUUGCGCCACCCACUUCUGAUAAUGGCGAUACGGGCAACUCUAAAUGGCCCUUUGCUUUGAGCCAUAAUCGCCUUCAAACCGGAGGCUGGGCAAGACAGGAGAAUAUCGAUGUAAUGCCUAUUGCGACAGCAAUGGCCAGUGUCGAUAUGCGUUUAGAAGCUGGUGCUAUUCGGGAGCUCCAUUGGCACAAGACCUCGGAAUGGGCGUAUGUCCUCAAAGGUACCAGCCAGAUCACAGCUGUUGACACUGAAGGUCGGAAUUUCAUUGCCAAUGUACGCGCGGGUGACCUGUGGUUUUUCCCUCCUGGAAUCCCGCACUCCAUUCAAGCUACUGGAGACGACCCAGAUGGGACUGAAUUCCUUUUGAUCUUCGAUGACGGUGCCUUCAGCGAGGAUUCUACAUUCUUGCUGACUGAUUGGCUUGCACAUGUUCCCGCGGAAGUCAUCUCAAAGAAUUUCCAAGUGAAUAACUCUGAGGCAUUUGCGCACAUUCCCGACAAGGAGCUGUACAUUUUCCCCAGUGUCGUACCACCUGAUGAUCAACAAGCCCCGAUCAGUCCGCAAGGGACAAUCCCUCAAUCAUAUGCGUUUUCUCUGUCGAGUCUCAACGCGACUCAGCUUUCUGGCGGUUCAGUGAAAAUCGUGGAUUCAACAAUCUUCCCCAUAUCGACCACAAUUGCUGCAGCAGAAGUGACUGUUGAGCCAGGAGCAAUGCGUGAACUCCAUUGGCAUCCGACCAUGGAUGAAUGGAGCUUCUUCUUAGAAGGAACCGGGCGCGUUACAGUCUUUGCUUCGCAAAGCAAUGCCCGGACAUUCAAUUAUCAGGCUGGAGAUAUCGGUUAUGUUCCUACUGCAAUGGGACAUUACGUGGAAAACACUGGCAAUACAACCUUACGGUUCCUUGAAAUUUUCAACUCAGAUCGAUUCCAAGAUAUUAGUUUAAAUCAGUGGCUGGCACUGACACCUCCUUCUCUGGUGAAAGCUCACCUGAACCUUGAUGACGAGACAAUUGCACAGCUAUCGAAGACCAAACCAAUAGUCAUUGGGUGAUCACUACCGAACAUCCUCAAAACAUAGACAUUGAUCACGAAUAGAUGUGUAUUG